ACCACUUAACAAAAGAGAGAGAGAAAGUAUGUGAGGGGAAGAUAAAGAAAAUCUUUUUUUUUUUCUUUUUUCUCAGUGUGUGUUCUUAAGAAAUAAUUUCAGUGAUAAUGGAAGAUCAAGAUUUUAGUUGUUUUUACUCACAUCCAUUUGUUUUUUUCAAGUUUUUAACUCCAAAAGAAGCUGGGAGGCACAUUUGUUGUGAUAAAAAGAAGGAAAAAGGGAUACCAUUUGUCCAAAUUUUCUUGUUCUUGCAGCUGAUAUUUUCAAGAACUCAGUUAGCUUUAGGCCAAGAUAACUGGGAUGGUAUAAUUAUCACUGAAGCAAAUUUUCAAGCCCUUGAAGCACUUAAACAUGAAUUAGUUGAUCCAAAAGGGUACUUAAAAAGCUGGAAUAACAGCAAUGGAGCUUGUUCUGGUAGUUGGAUUGGUAUUAAAUGUGCUCAAGGUCAAGUUAUUGUUAUUAAGCUUCCAUUAAAAGGAUUAAGUGGAAGAUUAACUGAAAAAGUUGGUCAGUUGCAAGGUUUGAGGAAACUUAGUCUACAUGAUAAUGAUAUUGGUGGUUUAGUUCCUACUUCUUUGGGUUUUUUGCCUAGUUUAAGAGGUGUUCAGCUUUAUAAUAACAGGUUUUCUGGUUCUAUUCCUGGUUCACUUGGUUUAUGUCCAUUACUUCAAACACUUGAGCUUAGUAAUAAUUCUUUAUCUGGUACAAUACCAAUUAGUCUUGUUAAUUCAACUAAGCUUUAUAGGCUUAAUUUGAGUUACAAUUCAUUGUCUGGUUCAAUCCCUCAAAGUUUCACUCAGUCACCUUCUUUAAUCUUUCUUGAUUUACAAUAUAAUAAUCUCUCAGGUUCUAUACCAGAUUCUUGGGGUGGAAAAUUACAAUCUUUGACACUUGACCAUAACUUUUUCUCUGGUGGCAUUCCUGUUUCUUUGGGAAAGUUGAAUGAGCUUCUUGAGAUUUCACUUAGUCAUAAUCAUAUUACUGGUGUAAUCCCAAAUGAGAUUGGAAAGCUCACUAUGCUUAGAACACUUGAUUUAUCUUAUAAUGCUAUUAAUGGGAGUUUGCCAGAAAGUUUCUCCAAUUUAUCCUCCCUCGUGGUUGUCAACUUGGAAAGUAACAAUCUUGAUGGUGAAAUCCCAUUAGAUAUAAACAAAGUGCGAAAAUUGUCUGUUCUCAAUUUCAGGGAUAACCAGUUUAGAGGUGUUAUUCCAGCUACCAUCGGGUACAUUUCCGCUUUAAGCCAGAUAGAUUUGUCUCAUAACAAUCUAACCGGAGAAAUCCCGGUGUCUGUUGAUGAUUUACCAAAUCUUAAGUCCUUCAAUGUUUCAUAUAACUCUCUGUCUGGUCCUGUUCCUACUCAUCUUGCUAAGGAAUUCAAUACAAGCGCCUUUGUGGGUAAUGUUCAGUUAUGUGGCUAUAAUACUUCAAAUCCAUGUCCUGUUACGCCUUCUGCAGGAGGUUGCAAACGAAGUAUUAAAGACGUUAUUAUCAUAAUAGUAGGGUCUCUCAUAAUAAUUGUGUUUCUAGUCUGUUGCAUUCUCCUUUGCUGCUUGAUCAAGAAACGAGCGGAAGCCAAAGCAGCAAAUGAUGUAAAGGAUAUUCAUCCGACUGUUGGAGAGGUCGAAGCAGCAGGAGAUAAUACAGGAGGAAAACUUGUCCAUUUUGGUGGAGGUAUGAUGUUCAGUGCAGAUGAUCUUUUAUGUGCUACUGCUGAUGUAUUGGGAAAGAGCACUUACGGUACGGUGUAUAAAACCACAUUAGAAGAUGGAAAUCAAGUUGCAGUGAAAAGAUUGAGGGAAAAGAUUACAAAAGGUCAGAGGGAAUUUGAGAGAGAAGUCAAUGUUCUUGGAAAGAUAAGGCAUCCUAAUCUUCUGGCUCUUAGGGCUUAUUACUUAGGAACAAAAGGAGAGAAACUUCUUAUUUUCGACUACAUGCCUAAUGGAAGUCUGGCAACUUUUCUUCAUGCUCACGGCCCGGAUACACCAGUUGAUUGGCCAACAAGGAUGAGAAUAGCAAAAGGGACGACGAGGGGAUUGCUGUACCUUCACACUAAUGCCAACAUCAUUCAUGGGAAUCUUACGUCGAGCAAUGUUCUGCUUGAUGAAAACACAGAUGCAAAAAUUGCAGAUUAUGGCCUUUCUCGCCUAGUGACCGCUGCUGCAAAUUCAAAUGUAAUUGCCACAGCAGGGGUACUAGGCUAUUGCGCACCUGAACUUAAUAAGCUCAAGAAAGCCAAUGUGAAGACGGAUGUCUACAGCCUUGGAGUCAUUAUACUGGAAAUCCUAACUGGUAAGUCUCCAGGAGAGGUAACGAAUGGUGUGGAUUUGCCUAAAAGGGUGGCAUCGAUUGUAAAAGAAGAGGGAACAAAUGAGGUGUUUGAUUUGGAACUAAUGAGAGAUGCAUCCAUAUUUGGUGAUGAAAUGUUAAGUACACUGAAAUUGGCUUUGCACUGUGUUGAUCCGUCGCCAUCAGCUCGACCAGAAGUUCAACAAGUUCUCCAGCAACUGGAAGACAUUAGGCGUGAAACGCCAACUGCAGCUCCCUCGGCAAGUCACUAGAUUGUUUUUUGAUAAAGUAUUUUGAGAUGUUAGGUGUUAGUUGCCAUGAUUCUUUCAUUCUUGAAUUUCAUUGCUAGAGUAUUAGGUCUGUUUCAAGUGUCUUUAAAUGCAACUAUGCUACAUUGUUUUGGUGUUUAAGCAUAGUAGAAUUCUUCUAAGUAUCA
This is a messenger RNA of Lycium barbarum (goji berry), 2722 nucleotides long. RefSeq names its product probably inactive leucine-rich repeat receptor-like protein kinase IMK2. NCBI's taxonomy places the organism in Eukaryota, Viridiplantae, Streptophyta, Magnoliopsida, Solanales, Solanaceae. Gene Ontology annotation, molecular function: protein kinase activity; protein binding; ATP binding. The transcript is spliced from 2 exons. Gene Ontology annotation, biological process: protein phosphorylation. Bases 108 to 2558 code for a protein of 816 amino acids. The record is from RefSeq and is a predicted model, not a curated record.